Molecule: messenger RNA, 1107 nt
Organism: Aureobasidium namibiae CBS 147.97
Lineage: Eukaryota; Fungi; Ascomycota; Dothideomycetes; Dothideales; Saccotheciaceae
Product: purine nucleoside permease
Exons: 1
Coding region: 1-1107 (368 amino acids)
Biological process (GO): transmembrane transport
Cellular component (GO): endoplasmic reticulum
Source: RefSeq, a predicted model, not a curated record
AUGUUCACACCCGAGGCUGAGAUCUGGUACGGAAUCCCCGAGUUCAACCUUCUGGCCAGAAACAUUUCUCUUCCUGGAGCUUCACCUCUGUUCCCUCACGUCCACUGCACUGAGGACGGAGAUGUCUGCCAGGUCAUCACCGGCGAGAGCGAGAUCAAUGCUGCAGUCACGAUCGCCUCGCUGGUCCGCAGCCCUCGCUUCGACCUGACCACCACUUACUUCAUGGUCGCCGGUAUUGCUGGCAUCAACCCCGAGGUCGCAACCAUCUGCUCCGUCACCUUCGCUCGCUACGCCGUCCAGGUCGCUCUUCAGCACGAAUUCGACCCUCGCGAUAUCCCUGGCAACUUCACCACUGGCUACAUCCCUCUGGGUGCCACUGCACCUUCCGAGUACCCUCUGAACAUCUACGGCACCGAGGUCUUCGAGGUCAACCAAGACCUGCAAAAGAUUGCAGCAAACUUUGCUCGCAAGGCUACACUCAACGACUCUGACGCCGCCGUCGCAUACCGCAAGCUCUACGCCAACGACGCCAUCUACGCCGCUGGUGCUUCGUCUGCUGGACCCAGUGUAGUCGAGUGCGACGUCGCUACCUCCGACGUCUACUACUCUGGCAAACUUCUGGGAGAGGCCUUUGGAAAUUUCACGACCCUGAUUACUAACGGAACUGGUAACUACUGCUCCACCGCCCAAGAAGACAACGCCACCCUGGGAGCUCUCGUCCGCGCCGCCGCCGAAAAGCUCGUCGACUUCAAGCGCAUCAUCGUCAUGAGAACCGCCUCUGACUUCGACCGCCCCUUCCUCGGCGGCUCAGCCACCUACAACCUCUUCGAGUCUUCCGUACAAGGAGCUUUCCUCCCCGCAGUCGCCAACCUCUACCUCGCCGGCGUCCAAGUCGUCGAAGGCAUUUUGGACGGCUGGAACAGCACUUUCGCCAACGGCGUCAAUGCCACAAACUACAUUGGCGACAUCUUUGGCACUCUGGGCGGCGAGCCUGACUUUGGCCUCGGUGCCGAGGUGAGCGGUGAUAUUUUCAGCAAGAGAGAUGUUCUUGUUAAGAGAAACACCGGCGGCAGGAAAAUGUUGCCUGUUCCUGUUCCUCGUGUUUAA